Pleuronectes platessa (European plaice) is the source of this 652-nucleotide messenger RNA. Its product is annotated as collagen alpha-1(I) chain-like. The transcript is spliced from 2 exons. Lineage: Eukaryota; Metazoa; Chordata; Actinopteri; Pleuronectiformes; Pleuronectidae. Gene Ontology annotation, molecular function: protein binding. The record is from RefSeq and is a predicted model, not a curated record. Bases 130 to 408 code for a protein of 92 amino acids.
CUCCCCAAAACUUCUGGGCAUAUAAAAGCCAAGCUAAGUCAUUUGUUUAAGCAGUAGGGAGUUUCUGCUAGGAUCUGGAUUGGAGCUACGCAAAGACCGGACCCUACCGUGCAUGAGUAAUAUUUAGACAUGUUCAGCUUUGUGGAUAUUCGGUUAGCGCUGCUGCUGAGUGCAGCGGUGCUUUUGGCGAGAGGUCUAAGCGAGGAAGAUGUGCCACCCGGUGGCUGCACAUUAGAUGGAAAGGUGUACAACGACAAGAGUGAAUGGAAACCAAAGCUCUGCAGGACCUGCUUCUGCGACGGUGGAUACAUCGCGUGCAACGAGAGGAUCUGCGUGGUCACACCCGACUGUGCCUACCCAAAAGGAGAGUGCUGCCCCCUCUGCCCUGGUGAUGGUACACCGCCUUGAUCCCACCUAGUCUCUGACAAUCUGAGGCUCGUGGGCCAUGAGUGGAUUGAGGCCCUAAGCCUGCCUGCUUGCCAAUAACAAAGCUUUACCUGUAGAAGACACUUAGAGUCUGGAUGUGUUGACCUCUGCAUCAUUGAUUUGAGCAUUUUUUAAAGGGAAUCUCUCAAUAGCCAACAUUUGUGGAGAUGCACGAGCCCUCGGUUCACAACCUGAUAAAUGCUAUUAUCUCAGAGAAGUAAGAAGC